AUGGGAGCAAACUAGAGUCAACAAUAGGGGCAAUAGGAGAAGAAGAAACUCAGAAAAAGAGAUUAUCUGAUUGGAAUGUGCAUGAGCCAAUUGGCAUCAAAAGAAAUAAGUGAAAAUUCAAAGCUAAGAAAGAGUCUAUCUGAAAACAUGAAAUAAUAAAGUCAAGAUAUCCUGACAAAAAUGAGUGAGGAAGAGAUGCCUAAUUAUUCAAUUAAAAUCUUGCAGUAUUUCUUAAAUUUUUUGACAUUACGAGAAUGUUUUUAACUUAAGCUUGUGAACAAAAAACUAAAAUUCUUGGUAGAGAUGAGCAGUAACAUCUACUCGAACUUUCUCAGUUAAUUCUAUUUACGAAAGCUGCAGCUCCGAUGUUUUGUAGAAUAUGGAUUAAAUUAGAGAUUUCUUUCCGUAUACUACUCUUAAUUGUUAUGUAUCGAAACCAACUAAGAUGAAUCCUGGAUUCGGAUAUAUCUGAGCUUCCAGAAAAGCCUAUAAUAAAUGAGAAUCAUAGAAGAAGAGAUAUAAAAGACUUUCAAUAUUGAAUAUCCACUGGUUGAUAAAAUCUUGGACAUAGGCCGUAAUCCAGUUAUGCCAAUCCCUUUAUUGACAGACGAUGUUCUCAAGUAAUGCACAACCAGCUGGUUUUAAUUGGAGUUGGCCUAAAGAACCUAUGAUUCAACAACAGUGGAGAAAGUUCCUUUGCUUGAUGAACUAACGGAGAAGCUCUAUUAAGAUUGUCUGGCUAAAUUUGAUGUCAAAAACAUGAAACACACCUAAUUACUAUUUGAAUUGAGAUGGGUUGUGAUUGACAAUUUUCUCAAAGAUCCUACCAUUUUAGACUCUGAGAAUAUACCCCUUUUAUUGAGGUUCUUGCUUUAAAUAUUCCAUUUCAUUUAUUAAAGAUGCCUAUUUAGUAGAAAUGUUUUGGCGAUUACUAAGACAGAAAAGAACCCACCCAUGUUUCUUAAUAUUUAUACUAUUUUAUGGGAAUCUUAUGUUGGUAUGAUGUGGGCAUUGAAUAGAGCCUUGAAGAAAAUAUUUAAGAAAAUAGACUUGAUAUUUGAAGAAUAUUUUACUACUAACUUCCCUUAAAUCACAUUCACCAGCGCUCUUGCUAGACUGUGGUCAUAAAUUGUUAUAAAAGGUACCAAAAAUUCAUAAUUGGAUUCAAUUGAAAAUGAAUUGUUUACAUCAUUUGAAAAUCUGUUAAAAUAAAAAAGAGUGAUCUUAUAAUAAUUCUAUAUAAAGGACCAUUGCACAAUUGAAUAGUAAAUAAACGGGUCAAGAUAAAAUGAUGACUUUUUUAAAUACUGUCCAAGUGCUGUAAAUUUUCUUUUAAAUAAAUUCACUUCCAAUAUUCUUGAUUUGUCUCUGCAUGAAUAAAGCAUAAAUUGGAUUGGACACUCAAAUGUGAAAGUGGGUUCUCUCUAUGGAAAAAUAUUGGACAUAGUAAUCUCAUAAGCAAAUGAACUAUAUAGCAAAACAUCCGAACAGCUAUCCACUGAUUACCAAGUGUUCAAAGAUUAUAUUAUAGCCGAUUCUAACUUUAUGCAAGAAAUUCUGAAUCAAUGGACAGUAUAAGUGUGUUUACUACCUCGAGGAAUUGAAUAUCUUUAUGAAAAAGUUAAAAUCAAUCUCAGACAACACGUAGUCUCAUACCAAUUAAAUUAAUCUAUAGCAGAAUCUACUCAUCAUCAUUUUGAAGAUAGCAUUUUGGAAUCUAAAAUAAUUGGAAACAACGUUUAGUAAUUGCAAUUGAAUGAUAUAGAAGAAAUUACAUAGCGCUUUGAGAAAGAUGAUUCAUUUCUAGAAAGUGUUAUCUGUGAAAUUUUAAAGGAAGAAAAGAUUCAUUUAAAUGAAUAAGAUUAAUCUCAUAAUGUUACACAUCCGCAGUAGUCUGUUAUACAACAAUCUUCAUACUAUCAAUACUCAUCUGCCAAACAAUAAAGCAUUCUUGAAGGCGAUUACAAUAAAGUUAGAAUGCUAUCAACAUUCACUUCAAGCACUAGAGUUAGUUAGAUUACUCAAUUAACUAGUGUGUAUAGUUAGUAGAUUAUGUCUUCCUACAAAUCCAAUUCAAAUAUGAGUUUAAUUAAAGAUAUCAAACUUAAAAUAGAAUAAAAUCAAUGGGCUAUGCAUCUAAAAGAAAUUUACAAUAUUGAAAUUGAAAACUAAAUGAAAAUUGAAAAAAGAAACAAUUAAAUUCUAAUGAGAAAUACCGUUAAGAAAAUACCUCAAGAAUUGGAAGAACAGUUCAAUAGUAACAGAGAAUUCACUAAGGUUUGGUCUUUAGAAGACACCAUGUCAUUAUUUGAGUCCAAAAAUAGGCUAGACCAAUAAGAGGAGGGAACCAAUUCAGAUAGGAACUUUAGUGAAAUGAAGAUUGGACAAGGAUUACUUGCCUCUUAUUUCAUAUAAAAUUAGAAAUGA
This is a messenger RNA of Paramecium tetraurelia, 2427 nucleotides long. RefSeq lists its product as uncharacterized. Lineage: Eukaryota; Ciliophora; Oligohymenophorea; Peniculida; Parameciidae. The transcript has 4 exons. The record is from RefSeq and is a predicted model, not a curated record.